Impatiens glandulifera is the source of this 2396-nucleotide messenger RNA. Its product is annotated as COBRA-like protein 7. Bases 156 to 2144 code for a protein of 662 amino acids. The record is from RefSeq and is a predicted model, not a curated record. NCBI's taxonomy places the organism in Eukaryota, Viridiplantae, Streptophyta, Magnoliopsida, Ericales, Balsaminaceae. Gene Ontology annotation, biological process: cellulose microfibril organization. The transcript is spliced from 2 exons. Gene Ontology annotation, cellular component: membrane.
GCGUUUUCUUUUCUUCACCAACUCUCUCUCUAGAAAUCAUCACCUGUCUUUACAUUACUCGGUCAUCUCUCUCUCUCUCCUUAAAUAAACUAGAUCGUUUAUCAAUCCAUCGCUAAUACAUUUCACAGUUUGAAGUUCGAAAAAGUAGUCAGAAAAUGGCCCCUGUUUGGUUCUCUCUGGGCGGCUUAUUAGUCCUUUCCCUCUUCUCAUCCAUUAUUACCCUUUCUCUAGCUCAAACCCCUACCGCCCCUAUCCCUCCAGUCGCCCCUGCGCCAUCGCCGGACUCUGAUUCUUGCAAUGGAAUCUUCUUGUCAUAUGCCUAUACAGACGGCGAAAGGAUUCCUCCGAUCCUCAAAUCCAACCUGUCUGCGCAACCCUACCGGUUUGAAUCCACUUUGACCGUGCUUAACAACGGCCUUGAUGAGCUUAAAUCAUGGCAGGUCUUUGUCGGAUUUCAGCACAAAGAGUUGUUGGUGUCUGCUUCUAAUGCUGUCAUCACUGACGGGACUGUUUUUCCGGCUAAUGUCGGUAACGGGACUGUUUUUGCUGGGUUUCCUUCAACUGAUCUGAAAACAGCUAUUGACACCGCUGGUGACUUGACCCAGAUGUCUGUUCAGAUCAAUUUAGUUGGAACCCAAUUCGGAGUUGCAUCACCCAGUAUACCUAUGCCGGUGAAUAUAUCUCUGGUGAAUGAUGGGUUUGUCUGUCCUAAACCCACUAUGCAAGGAAGGAGACUAAUGGAAGUUUGCUGCAUCAAAGAUGUGAAUUUCAAAACAAACGUCACCUUAGACAAUGGAUUCCUUCCCCGGCAAAAGGGCGAUCUCACGAUAGUCUAUGACGUUCUCAGGACAUACGAAACAAGUUACUGGGCACAGGUCACAAUUGCGAACCAUAAUCCCCUCGGACGUCUGGAUUAUUGGAAACUAAGCUGGGAUUGGAUGGUGGAUGAGUUUAUCUUUGCCAUGAAAGGUGCUCAUACUUCUGUGGUCGAUUCAACCCCCUGCAUAUUCGGUAAACAAGGUCAGUUCUACAAAGACUUGGAUUUUUCAACUGUCAUGAAUUGCGAAAGAAGGCCAACAAUUGUCGACCUUCCGUUGGAUAGAGCCAACGACACAAAUAUCGGGAAGAUACCUCUUUGUUGUCGAAACGGCACAAUCCUACCGCCCCAAAUGGACUCGAGCAAAUCGGUUUCAGCUUUCCAGAUUAAUGUCUUUAAAAUGAGUCCAGAUCUGAACCGGUCUCAGAUUACCCCGCCCCAGAAUUGGAAGAUAAAUGGAACCUUAAAUCCCGAUUAUCAAUGUGGCCCGCCAGUUCGUGUCAGCCCGAGCGAAUUCCCAGACUCCAGCGGUCUUCCGGUGAAUUCAACUGCCGUGAUAAGCUGGCAAGUAGUCUGCAACAUCACACAGCCGAAGGGAGUAAGCCCGAGAUGCUGUGUUUCAUAUUCUGCGUUUUACAACGAAUCAGUCAUACCAUGUAAAACAUGCGCUUGUGGCUGCCCGGGUAAUUCUGGUCGGACAUGCAGCACAACUUCACCCGCCCUUCUCCUUCCCUCCCAAGCACUUUUAGUCCCUUUCGAAAACCGAACUGCGCUUGCUCUCGCCUGGGCUGAUCUCAAACACUUCCCCAAGCCCAAUCCACUUCCCUGUCCUGACAACUGCGGUGUUAGCAUCAACUGGCAUUUAAACGCAGACUAUACAAAAGGAUGGACUUCAAGGAUAACCCUCUUCAACUGGGAAGACAUACCCUUUGCCGAUUGGUUCGUUGCAGUUGAAAUGGGAAAAGCAUUUCCGGGUUUCGAAAAGGUGUACUCCUUUAACGGAUCGACAAUGGAAGAUGUUAACAAUACCAUAUUCAUGCAGGGGCUGAAGGACUUCAACUAUCUUGUAGCAGAAACCGAUUCGGUUGACCCUACAAAGAAUCCACGUGUGCCAGGUAAGCAACAAUCGGUUAUAUCGUUUACAAAGAAGCAAACGCCUGGAAUUAAUGUGGUUACGGGAGAUGGGUUUCCUACGAAAGUGUUUUUCAAUGGGGAAGAGUGUUCGCUUCCCACAGUUCUUCCUCUAAGCCAUGCUGUUUAUGAAAGGGCCUCAACCAUUUCGUUGCUCCUGUCGACAGCAGUAUUCUUGUUGUUGGUCUGGCAAUAGAUCGUUUUGCAGAUUAGUUGAUGAUAAUGAAAGGAUACACAUAAGAGCAGAAAUUGGAAAACAUUGAAUGAAGGUGGUAAUGAGUUAAGAAGUGGAUUAAUAUUGCAAAAUGAAAAGAGGGAUAUUCACAAUUGUUGUACAUGUUUGAUGAACCAUUUUAUUUUUGCGUUCUUGAUUCUUUGUAUUACUAUUACAAUAUACUACAAACAUCGUUUUGAUGAACUGAAAAUAGGAUUAUAACAUGUUUAGUGA